Coregonus clupeaformis (lake whitefish) is the source of this 446-nucleotide messenger RNA. Its product is annotated as DNA-binding protein SATB2-like. The coding region runs from base 39 to 446 and encodes 135 amino acids. The transcript is spliced from 3 exons. Gene Ontology annotation, biological process: chromatin remodeling; regulation of transcription by RNA polymerase II. Lineage: Eukaryota; Metazoa; Chordata; Actinopteri; Salmoniformes; Salmonidae. The record is from RefSeq and is a predicted model, not a curated record. Gene Ontology annotation, molecular function: RNA polymerase II cis-regulatory region sequence-specific DNA binding; DNA-binding transcription factor activity, RNA polymerase II-specific.
ACCCUCUGGCAGUAGCACCCCCUGGUGGUUGGAGGGGGAUGGAGCGCAGCGGUGGGGAGAGCCCCCGCAUGCAGGACAGUCCUGAGCGGGAGCAGUGGGGGGGCAGCCCGGACCUCAGCGGACCCCCGCCAGGGAAAAUGGGGCGUCUGGAGCUCAAUGGGAGCCCCACUGGGCCACGCCUCCUACGUCACAAUGGCAACCCACACGGACCCCUGGGAGGUCUGAUGAUCCCAGUAUUCUGUGUGGUGGAGCAGGCAGGGCUGGAGGGGGGGAUGCAGCGUGAGGAGGUGGAGAGGAGCAAGGGACACAGAGAGGAGCAUGCUGAGUUUGUCCUGGUCAGGAAAGACAUCCUCUUCAACCAGCUGGUGGAGACGGCCCUGGUGGCCCUGGGGUACUCCCACAACUCUGCUGCUCAGGCCCAGGGUCCCGAUUCCGAACAGAGUUAA